UUAUGGUUGUAUGCCAUAAAUGCUUUGUCUGUGUUAGCACCAAAAAUGCCACAACAAUUUUUAGAUCAUAAUGGUAGCAUUAGGUUGUAUAUGGUAUUGGAAUGGUGUUUAAGUACAAAAUUUAAUAUAAAAAUUGUGAUGGCAUGCAUAAGAACAAUUUGCACCAUUGUUCUAACAGAUAAUACACACAUACUAGAAUAUUUUCGACACCAUGGGAUUAUAUUGUUAUUAAUUAAACUUAUUAAUUGUAUUUUGAAAUUUGAGAAGAUCACAAUGAAAGAUCAAAGAACUUUAACAUUAGCAUUAAUAAUACUUGAAAGACUAAUGAGAAAACAAAUGUUUUAUCAGGAGAUAUAUGGAGAAUAUAGUGUCACAUUCGUCAUGGAACUGUUAUUUCGAUGUUUAUAUCAGAAAGGUCAAGAAUUUCAAAUAGAUCAACGUCUUUUAUUAGCAAUAGGUUCCUACAUUUGGGAAUGCAUAAUAUGGUGCCCUAAAAACCUUGAAAAAUUCAUUGAAUAUGGAGCAGUAUACAUUCUUCUAGAUAUUAUUGAAAUUGUACCAUAUUGUUCUCAAUGUCUAUUCCUUGCUAUUUUUACUGAUAUGUGUGAUAACUUUUUCUGUGGCCCAUUUUUAUCUACAUGGAGGGGAAUUGAUAAGAGAACAGGACUAAUGUCCUUGCUAGCAAAAGUAUGGAGAGAAGAAGAAAUACGGCUUAAAGUUAAAAGAAAUACAGAUGGCACAAUUAAAGAUGUAAAAUUGCCUCAAAUGGGUCAUAAGCAGUGGCUGGAUACUUAUGAUACAAAACUAAGUAGAGAUAUUAGUCCAGCAAUAAAUGAUAUGAUUGGUUCAAUCAGAUCAAAAAUAUAUAGCAUUUGUAAGAUAAUUGAAAAAGAUAACGAAAGGUAUGAAAUAGCAAAGGAGCGCUAUAAAAUAUUAUAUGCUAAUCUUUCAAUGGAAGAUAGAAUUACAAUAUCUAGCAUGGAAUUGUAUUUCGUAUUAAAAUUAGGUCAGGUCUGGAUAGAAAUUGCAAAAUAUUUUGAACAUGUUGGUAUCACUCCACUUGGCAUGGAUGGUCAAGCACUUUUUUUAAUGGCUCAACGAUAUUAUUUAGUGGGUUCACUGUCGAAAGAGAGACAAACUAAAAUAAUACAAUCUAUCAAAAAAGAGGAAGAAAUUGAAGAGAAGGACGAGUAUGCGAGAAUUCGCGAUUCUAAACUGAUUAUAGCAUUAGAUGCAUUUGACGAGUUAGAUUACAUAUGUAGAACAACAGACAGAUCGUACAUGUUGAAGAAAAAAAAUGAACAAAUACAACAAGUUAAUCUAGUUUUAAAAUUUCCACAUAAUUCAGAUGAAGCACAUUGUCACAGAACAUUCAGAGAUAAAAUAAUGGUUACGGCUAUAUUUAAUCAACACCAAACAAUAAGCACUGGUUUGAAGUCAGAUUCACAUUUAAGCCAAAUGAAAAUGCCUCCUCUUGUUUCUCCCUGUGAUUCCCAUAUUCCUGACAUAACACAUUAUUCCGAAGUACCCUCACCAUCUUUAUCAAGUACCUGUUUUGCUGAUUUAGAAAUUUUAGAAAAUUAG
Messenger RNA from Habropoda laboriosa, 1584 nucleotides. RefSeq names its product cilia- and flagella-associated protein 69-like. The record is from RefSeq and is a predicted model, not a curated record. Lineage: Eukaryota; Metazoa; Arthropoda; Insecta; Hymenoptera; Apidae. The transcript is spliced from 7 exons. Gene Ontology annotation, cellular component: sperm midpiece; non-motile cilium. Bases 46 to 1584 code for a protein of 512 amino acids. Gene Ontology annotation, biological process: positive regulation of flagellated sperm motility.